This is a messenger RNA of Neofelis nebulosa (Clouded leopard), 3985 nucleotides long. It is a transcript of the gene MXD4, whose product is annotated as MAX dimerization protein 4. NCBI's taxonomy places the organism in Eukaryota, Metazoa, Chordata, Mammalia, Carnivora, Felidae. Gene Ontology annotation, biological process: regulation of transcription by RNA polymerase II. The record is from RefSeq and is a predicted model, not a curated record. Gene Ontology annotation, molecular function: RNA polymerase II cis-regulatory region sequence-specific DNA binding; protein dimerization activity; DNA-binding transcription factor activity, RNA polymerase II-specific. The coding region runs from base 168 to 797 and encodes 209 amino acids. The transcript is spliced from 6 exons.
GUCAAUUUGAGGGCCCGAGGCGGAGGGUGGCGGCCGAGCGCGCUGGGAGUCCGCGGGAGUCGGGGAAGUGGGGCCGCCGGGCGCGCGGGGCGGGCGGCUAGCGGAGCCGGCCGGAGAGGGCCGGGCAGCGGCCGCCGCCGUCCCGGAGCGCGCGGGCGGGCAGGAGGAUGGAGCUAAAUUCCCUGCUGAUCCUGCUGGAGGCGGCCGAGUACCUGGAGCGCAGGGACCGAGAGGCCGAGCACGGCUACGCCUCGGUGCUGCCCUUCGACGGCGACUUCGCCAGGAAGAAGACAAAGGCGGCCGGCCUGGUGCGCAAGGCCCCGAACAACAGGUCCUCACACAAUGAACUAGAAAAGCACAGACGAGCCAAGCUCAGGCUCUAUCUGGAGCAGCUCAAGCAGCUGGUGCCCCUGGGCCCUGACAGCACCCGCCACACCACGCUGAGCCUCCUGAAGCGUGCCAAGAUGCACAUCAAGAAACUGGAGGAGCAGGACCGCCGGGCGCUGAGCAUCAAGGAGCAGCUGCAGCGGGAACACCGCUUCCUAAAGCGGCGCCUGGAGCAGCUGUCGGUGCAGAGCCUGGAGCGCGUGCGCACAGACAGCACAGGCUCCGCCGUCUCCACCGACGACUCCGAGCAAGAAGUGGACGUAGAGGGCAUGGAGUUUGGCCCUGGUGAGCUGGACAGUGUUGGCAGCAGCAGUGACGUGGAGGGCCACUACAGCCUGCAGAGGGGCGGCUGCAGCGAUGGGGGCUACGGGCCCCCCUGCCGGCGGCCUGGCCGCCCCGGCCUCUCGUAGGCCCAGCGCCCUCAGCUCCUUGGCCCGCCUGCCUGCCCGGCCAAGCGUGCCAGCCCUCCAGUCCUCGAAAGCCUCUCCGCGGGCCCGCUGCUGUGCCAUUCUGGAAGCUCCAGCUGCCGCCUGGGCUGCCCGCCUCCGCCGCCUGCCGGUCAGGGCCCACCGUGCUGCCCACCCCUCCCAGCUGGGCAGGGACUCCUGCAGGGAGGCGGGGCCCAGCUCCCACAUCCCGGAGCCCAGCGUAGCCGCCCACGGUCUGUUCUCAGAUUCCUAAUCAUUCCAGAAGUAUUAAAUAUCAUUGCUGCAAAUCCCGGCGGGCACCGUGUGAGGGGCUUAAUGACCACUGCGGGGAGCUCAGACCCCCACCCUGGAUCCCAGGAGAAAGGAAGGAGUGGACCGAGGAAGGAAGGAAGGCGUGGCUCUCCGUCCGUCUGUCCAUCUGUCUGUCAGUCCACGUAGGCUCCUGAGGCCUGGAUGGAGGGACCCAUGAAGGGCGGGACUCGGGUGAGCACCCUGGGGCAAGUGGGCGGAGAGGGGCCUUUGCACCCCACAGGUGUCAGGAGCAAGCGCUGGGCUCCUGGGGGCAGGCCAGGCCCCCCCUUCCAAGCUUCUGCUCUGUUAGGUCCCUCAGAUGUACACACACACAUGCCUAGGCACACACGCCCACAUGCGCAUACACACACACACACACACACACACACACACACACACACACACAUCGUCACUGGACCCAGAGGAUACACAUCAUGGGGAGGUAGGCCUUCAAGGGUCAUCUGGGCAAGUUCUGGUCCCUGGCCUGUGCCUGGCUCCCCCUCCCCACCCCAGCUCACUGGCCCUGUUUGCACUGGGCAGAGGGCUUCUCCUCCUGGCGGGGGCUGGAGUGCGCUGGGGACGGCAGGCUGAAGGCACUGAGGCCUCAGGAGGCUUUCUCAUCUACCUUUGAAAGAAAAAAAGCAAAAAAAAAAAAAAAAAAAAUUGCUGCACUGCCCAGCAGCCCAGAACAGGGCUCCCAGGAGAGAGGCUUUUUCCCAAAAACAAAAGAGAAACGUUUUUAAAAGAGAAAAAAGCUCUAAAGACUCCCCGCCAAGUGACAUCAGCGUGUGCCGCCUCAAUUUCCUGUACGAGAUUUUUGUACUCUAUUUUCCUAGCCGUUGCUGUGUCCUUGUUUGCUGAGGGGUGGGAGUGACCCAGCGUCUCAGGGACUCGUCUUGUAUGUCACCUUCGUCCAAGUGUGCCUUGUGUCCCAUGUCUGGCCCCGCCCCGCCCACCACCACCAGCAUCUCCCUUGUGGCUCAAGGGGCGCCCCUGGCCUGCCCAGCACGUGCCCUCCUAGCUUCCUCCCCAGGCAGCAGCCCCUCCCAGCAGCCUCGGCUGGCUUCCUGCCGGGCCAGGUCGGGAGGGGGGGGGGGGAUCGUGCGCAGCAGCUUUGUGUCACCUGGCCCCCUGGUGACCCAGCACCCCAGUAUCGCUGUGCCCCGGGGCCUGGUGAAGAGCCGGCUAACCAGAGAAAUAGGUUCUCAGCUGUACCCAGCUUGAACCAUCCCUGCUCCCCUGGCCUGGGGUGAGGGCCCCAAAUUUCAGAAAUAGGCAGCUGAUGAGGACAGACCUUCACCCUGGGUAGCCAGGCCGGGGCCUUAGGAGGCUUCUCCUGGCCUUUUGUUCCCGAAGCCCUUGUCCACACAGCAAUAUUUGGGUGGUGUGCUGUGGGGCCGCCCCGCCGCAGUGUCUGCUUCCCUCUCUGGUGCGUUGUAACCAAUUUCCAGACUGGGGUGGGGGGGGGAAGCUGGUGUUUAUUUUCGGUCACGCUGGUAGACGCGCCAGGGUGAGUAGCCUACUGAGGCAGAAAGGGGUUCCUGGAAACGGCUCUGGCACAGAACCUGUCCUGCAGAGGCUCAGGAUGGCGAGUGGAGAGCAGGCUCAUGGGAGACAGCGCAGGGGCUGGGGAGACUGUCCAGACAUCUUGCUGGCGGUUGCGAGGGAACCUGUUCUAUCCUGUCUCCUUCCGGUGUCCCUGGGGGUCUAGAGUGCCUAGGGUGGCUCCCGUCUGCCCGAGCACGUCCACAGAGAGCUUCUUGUCAGCAUCUGGCACACUCCGAGGCAGAGGAGUGCGCGAGUUGAAGAUCCUGCUGUGGGAGGCACAAGUCCAGACCCCUGGGGCGGUCUGUGUUCAGAAUUCAUAAAGUACCAGCUCCCCCAGUACCCCAGCCAGCAGGGUCAUCUCCAGGUGACCAACUGUGGCCCUCCCUCAGCUGACCUUCUGGCAGCUCAGCUUGUGGCUUCUCAGGCUGUGGUUCCCACCUGGGCCAGGGAGUUGACCUCACUGGCCACCUGGGGGCCUGUGCUCCCAGAGGCCCCUCCCUGCCACCAGCAGACACGUUGGGGGUGGUCCUCGGGGCCAGGGUGUGGUGCUAGGAGUUACACAUCCAUUCUCUCCUCCCUCUGGCCUUUUGCACAGGUUAGCUGUUGCUGGUGGCCACAGAGACCCAGAGGGGUCCCUGCUGAGGCCGUGUCGGAUAACUGAGCACUGUUGAGUCUAUAGAAGCAGAUGGGACCAGAACAGGGUUGCAGGGGUGCCUGCACGCUCUAUCCGUGUGCCCUCCCACACCUCUGUGGACCAUUGUGGCACUGGGUGGCCAGGAUCCUGGAGUCCCAGGCUCAUGUUUGGGUCCCCACCCUCACUGGGAGGUGGCCCCUGUACACCAGGCCAUUACUGCCCAGUGCAGGCCCAGCUGGCUGGGAAGACUGCAAGAAGGCUUCUCUUCCUUGGAGCUCUGGGUCCACCUUUGUAUUUUGGGUCUGGGAGGCCCGGGGCCCGAGCCAGCUCUCUUGGGCUGAUGGGGCUGUGUGCCCAACUAAGGCCCUGAGGACCCGUGCCCUCCUGUCUGCCCCAGACAAUCCCCAUCUGCUGAGCGAGGCAGGCUUCCCUCACUCUCCCACCCCCUGCCUCUCUGGAUCAGCUAACCUGGGGACCCCUCCCCAUAGCUGGGCACACAGAACUCUGACCCUGGGCCACAUCUAGGGCAGGUUCUGUGCCAGAGUCUGGGGCUUCCCGGGGGGCCUGGCACUGGCCAGGAUAGCGUGUUACAAGAUCCUCACUGGAGAGAAUUGGGCCACCCACCAGCCUGUUCACCGGGAGGGACUGUGCUGUACCAUUCUGUCUUUGUAAUAUAAAUACAGAUUUUUAUACCUCA